AUGAUUCCUCAGGCGGUCAUCAACGUGUUCUCUCGCAAUCCUCUGAAGUUCUCCAGACGUUCAUCCUCUCUUCUCGAGCCGCCAAAGGACGUGUCAGUAUUGCAGAGAAGCACCCGAGUCGAAAACCAGGGUGCGGAGAUCGACCGUCAUGUGCGGAAGGAGUCUUCCAGUAGAGCUCGAGAGACCGAUGGCUCUCCUACAAACGCGGACAACGAUGUGUUACGCGAAACACUCUCCAAGUCUUCGGAAGGAAGUACUGCUGAACCCGCUGUUACGGAGAAGGCCAUCUCCACGGCUGAGCACGAAGUCGCGGAUGAAGCACCGAAAGAUGAUGGCAGCACCAGCGUGCGAGAAUACGAACAAAUCGUUUCCAGUGUUGAGCAAUCCGAGACGCCAUGCCCGACCAUUACACCAGCAUUUUCUUCGGUCACUGUUUCAGUCCCUUCAUUUCGGCACAUUGAAACUAUGUCUGUCCCGACACCGGAGGAGAUACCAGCCGCAUCUAUGCUAGAUGUCAAAAAGGAUGCUUCUAUGCUUGACGUUCCUUCAUCUGACGCAGUAGCAGAGAAAGAAGACCCCCCUACCAGUCUCUCGUUCGCUUCUUUCGGGUCUUCCUACGACUCUGCCCCCGGAAAUAACAGUGUUGCUGCUGUCAACAGCUCGACGCCCUCUCGGUCUGCGGUCGUCAUCUCUGAAGUUGGCAGCCCAGCGCCUAUACUGUCUGAUGUUUUCUUCUCCGCACUCAGUAGCCCGGUGCCCGUGCAGUCCAAUGCAUUUGUGUCGGGUGAAUCUGCAGGUACUGGUGAAAGUUCGGAGAUCCUUGCUGAACCUAUCUCUGAUGCCUUGGAUGUGCUUUCUAUCAUCCCCGAGGUGCCGUCACGAGCGGAGUUGGAUGCGUCUGAUGGUUCUCCUGAUUCUGUGGAUGCUUACUUGGGAGAGAACGCCUGCAGCUUUGCCCAGCCGACACUCUCGCCUUCUUCAAAUUCCCUUGCACCUGCUCUUGAUGCCGAAUUAGGCGCUGUAUUAGAUGAGGGUGCCAUCAUUGACUCAGCGAAUGACAAUCCUGUUCAGUCUGCGCCUCGCUCUUCCCCUUCAGUUCUUGAGCCUGAUUCGGGCACUCCAGUCAAAGGGAAUGUCGCCACUGAAGCAGCAGACUAUAAAUGCCGGUCUGUCCAACCAAGCGUGUCGUCCCAUUCACUUGGUCCACUUGUUGAUAGUAGCUCGGGCGCUCUACGAAUUGGAGAGGCUGCGAUUGAACCUCUGGGAAUUCCUCUCCCCAAGACGUACGCCGACGCAACGAACCUCGCUAUAAAAUACCCUGAGCUGUCCCAACAGAUUUUGAAGCUCCCUCUGGCCAGCGUUACUGCAGUCGAUGAUGUGCGGACAUCCCCGACAAGGCCAGUCUCGCACACUACUGUGGAACCAGCAGCUCGUCCAACGAACACGCCGAUUUCUGGUAUUCCUAGUUCUUCCAGCGCAGGACCAUCGCAUAUUUCGGAGACUCCGAACUGGGCACGGGCGGCUGAACGGUCCAGAACCACUGGGACAUCGGUCACGCCAAAUUGGGCACUGGCGUCAGCCGAUUAUAAGACAUCUCCGAUAUCUCGUUCAUCUAGUGGGCGUGGAAGGGAACGCUCUCGAGGAAACUCUCGCGGAAACCGACGUGAUGCACGUUCCACUCCCAACAAAAUUGCAGAACGCGUCCACGACAUGCCCGCCAUGAUCUCUGCGACGAUGAACUGGACUGGAGCCGCUAUAGAUGCAGGCGCUUUAACCUCAGGUUCUCGGAAGUCCGCACCAGCCGCAUCGGCUGGCGGCAUGCCCUCCCUGGCAGAAUACCUAGAUCGUAGCUUGACCAUGUCUACUCCUGGAAGUGCUCCGAUGGCGUCUGGAGACGCGAACCGCGAACCGGAUGGCAUAUUCGAGCCCAACCCUUUCGCUACAGAGUUCGUCCCCGGGCGCAUGGAUAACCUUAACUCGACCGGCAUGCGAAGCCAGUCUUUGUCUCCUGCAUCCUCUCUUCCACCCUCGCGUCCUCCGAGCCGCUCCGGCGUCUCGCAACAACAACAGCGGAUUAUCCUACACCACUUGGGUAAGGUUUCCAGCGGGAACUUCCAUCAGGAUAUGAGAGUCCCCAAGCCAGAAGUCCGCGGGCAAGAGAUGGAGAAGACCAGUACCAAGACAGGUCCGAAAGCAGGCGAUGUCCCCGCUGCGGUGGCUGCGGCGCAACCAGGACCUGUGUCCGCGGGAUGGCGAAUGGGAGAGGAUGGCAUACUGCGUCGGGACUGGGAAUGGGGCUGGAUCCCCAUGCCGGGCCAAGAUACUGUGUCUGCAUCGUCUGCUGCUGAACACAAUCGGUUCCCCGCUGCGACUGUUACUCUCCCUGCUGCUCCUGUAGCUUCCCGACCCGUUAUUGGCACGCAGUGGAUGCCUGCCCCGGACGAACACGCGUGGAUGCAGCCUAACGGGCGCCAGACAACCCGCCAGGUCUCGCCUCCUUCAAGUCCGACAUCUACCGAGGCAGCAGCUCGCGGACGGAGAAGUUCUGAGGGUGGUGGACGAUCCGCUCAGCAGGGUGUCGCUAAGCAGCAUAUUUAUCCUAGGAGCAGUUUUGGGAACAAGGACUUCGUGCUCCCUCCGCCGGCGGGUUCAGAAGCUCUUGCAGUGGCACUCACGCGACUGGAAGAAGCUCACGACGCCCGCAGAGGAGCUGGCGUGCCCAGUUUCGUGGAACCGACUGGCAGGUCUGAAGCGGGUCCGGGUGUGGAUGCGCGACCUGGAUCACUAGCAUGGGUCCCGAAUAAAGACGCAUGA
Sparassis crispa is the source of this 2814-nucleotide messenger RNA. RefSeq lists its product as hypothetical. The transcript is spliced from 4 exons. The coding region runs from base 1 to 2814 and encodes 937 amino acids. The record is from RefSeq and is a predicted model, not a curated record. NCBI's taxonomy places the organism in Eukaryota, Fungi, Basidiomycota, Agaricomycetes, Polyporales, Sparassidaceae.